GUGAAUUCAGGGAGAGAAAAGGAAAGAAAUAAUGGCAAGCUCUGAGUGCUGCUCAAACCCUCCGACCCUGAACCCCUCCAGCGGCACCGGCCAUGUCGAAAGCCUCGGCGGUCUGGACUCCUAUGUCACUGGCUCCCCUGAUUCCAACCUUGCCGUUCUUCUCAUCUCUGACGUUUAUGGAUUUGAAGCUCCAAACUUGAGGAAGCUUGCUGACAAAGUUGCAGCUGCUGGGUUCUUCGUUGUGGUUCCUGACUUCCUUAACAAAGACCCUUAUGCACCUGAAGAUGCCAACAGACCUAUUUCUGUUUGGAUAAAAGAUCAUGGACCGGACAAGGGAUUUGAGGAUGCAAAGCCAGUUCUUGAAGCUUUAAAAAGUAAAGGUGUUUCUGCAAUCGGUGCUGCAGGCUUCUGUUGGGGAGCCAAGGUUGUGGUUGAACUUUCAAAGCACGCUUCAAUUCAAGCUGCUGUUCUGUGUCAUCCGUCAUUAGUCACUGUGGAUGAUAUCAAGGAGGUUAAGGUUCCUAUUUCUAUACUUGGAGCUGAGAUUGAUCGGAUGUCUCCGCCUGAAGUCGUGAAACAGUUUGAAGAGGUUUUAACUGCAAAACCUGAGGUUAAGAGCCAUGUGAAAAUAUUCCCGAAAGUGUCACAUGGGUGGACGGUGAGGUACAGUGUUAAAGACGAAGCAGCUUGUAAAUCUGCCGAGGAGGCUCAUCAAGAUUUGUUGAAGUGGUUCUUGAACCAUGUCAAGUGAGUGGCCUCAUCAAGAUUUGUUGAAGUGGUUUUCCUUAUCAGCUGCCAUCUAUUAGUAAUGGAUAAAUAAUGCCUCUGGAGUUUUAUGUUCGUAUUUGUUUGUAAUGGAUAAAUAUUGCUUUUGGAGUACUUAGAUCUAACGGAGGACAUGAUACAAAACCGAGCGCAAUGGCGGUCUAGGAUUCAUAUAGCCGACCCCACUUAGUGGAAAAAGGCUUUGUUGUUGUUGUUGUUAUUUGUUUGUCAAGUUUUGUAAUAGAAUUUUACAGCUUAAUUUUCAUGUAUUCCAUAAUUCUGAAUACAAGUACAUACAAUUCUUAUUACAUAAGGAAACAAUAAAGGACACUAAUAUUACCUUCCUAAAA
Molecule: messenger RNA, 1115 nt
Organism: Malus domestica (apple)
Lineage: Eukaryota; Viridiplantae; Streptophyta; Magnoliopsida; Rosales; Rosaceae
Product: endo-1,3;1,4-beta-D-glucanase-like
Molecular function (GO): hydrolase activity
Source: RefSeq, a predicted model, not a curated record